Molecule: messenger RNA, 1653 nt
Organism: Rubroshorea leprosula
Lineage: Eukaryota; Viridiplantae; Streptophyta; Magnoliopsida; Malvales; Dipterocarpaceae
Source: the annotation of a GenBank genome assembly
UUGUUUCAUUGACCAUAAAGUCCUCCAUGAUGAUCAUCAGAUGAAGAAUAAGAUUGACUACAUGAUCAGAUGGACAAUAUUUAAUGUGGUAGGUGAUUUUAGGAAAGACACGUAUUUAGCAAAUCCAUGCAGCACUACAGGGAACCAAAAGAAAGAUGACUGGUUCAACCCCAGAUUUUAUUGGAUGGAGGAAUAAACGCGUAGAAGUUUCCACCAAUCCUUAAGCAGACCAAAAUUUCUAAAUUUACUCGGCAAAUCUUUCCCCCGGUCCCUGUACGCUUUCCAUUUAACAAACCAGCUGCCUAUAUAUAUAUGGUUCAUGCCAAAACACAGAUCAUAACCCAAACAUAGCAAAACAACAGCAUCAAUAGAGUUGCAGUAAAUGGAGGAACAUCCGGUAGGUUUUCGCUUCUAUCCAACAGAAGAAGAGCUAGUUUCAUUCUAUCUACGCAACCAGUUGGAUGGGAAUAGACAGGAAAUGCACCGUGUUAUCCCAGUCAUCAACCUUUACGAUGUGGAACCAUCGCAACUUCCAGAGCUUGCUGGCGAGCUGUGUAGAGCAGACACUGAGCAAUGGUUUUUCUUUACCCCUAGACAACAGAGGGAAACUCAUGGAGGGAGAAUUAACAGAACUACAGGUUCUGGGUACUGGAAGGCCACAGGCUCUCCAAGCUAUGUCUAUUCAUCUGAUAACCGGGUUAUUGGAUUGAAGAAAACAAUGGUUUUCUAUAGGGGGAGAGCUCCUCUAGGAAGAAAAACCAAGUGGAAGAUGAAUGAAUACACAGCCAUUGAAAUGGUAGCCAGCCCAUCUGCUGCAGGUGCCACACCUAAGGUGCAAUGAUCAAACAUGAUUAUAUUGUGCUUUUGGAUUUUAAACCCAAAGAUGAACCUUCUCCAUCUCUAAUAAUUAUUUCUAACUUACCAUUUCUUUAAUGUAGUUAAGGCAUGAAUUCUGUUUGUGCCGAGUUUAUGUGGUAUCGGGCAGCCUUCGAGCGUUUGACAGACGCCCAUCAGAAGCUGUGUCAAGAGGAACACAUCUUCAAGGUGAUGGGGCUGCAACAUCUCAAGGUGCUGCUGCCACAAUGAUGGAGAGAACAACCUCCUCAGGAACUUCAUAUUCUGGAGGAGACCAUUCUGAUCUUCCAGAAACCAGCGGAGGUAACAUUUGGGAGAUGGAAGAUCCUUUUGGUCUCCAAGAGACCAAUGGAGCUAACCUUUCAGGGGUGGAUCAUGGUCUAGAACAACCUCCAUGGCAAUGGGGACAACAAGAUUGGCCCUAAGUGGAAACAUAUUUUCUAGUUAGCAGCCCUUGAAUCACAUAGUUUAGUGGUCCCCUCAUCUAAGACUAGCAUAGCAAAACCAUUAGCUUAACCUAACCUCAGUAAGUAGAAGAUUUUUCUUAUUCUCCCCUGUAAGGUUUGCAAAAGCAAUAAGAGUUUAAGACAAUCAUUAUUCUUUAUAUGAACGUAGUCUUAAUUUUUUGUUGAGAAGAAUUGAAGCUUGAAAAAAAAAUGUAACAUAGAAAAUCAUGAGAAUUAUAUUUGAAAGUGUUCAGUUUUGAAGAUCACCUCACCUUAUUUUCAUCUGUUAAACAUCUGUCCUAAAAUUCAAAAGCUGGAUUUUCAGAACCUGGAAUAAAGGAAGAAGGGAAAC